Penicillium angulare is the source of this 2073-nucleotide messenger RNA. RefSeq lists its product as uncharacterized. Gene Ontology annotation, cellular component: nucleus. The coding region runs from base 1 to 2073 and encodes 690 amino acids. NCBI's taxonomy places the organism in Eukaryota, Fungi, Ascomycota, Eurotiomycetes, Eurotiales, Aspergillaceae. Gene Ontology annotation, molecular function: DNA-binding transcription factor activity, RNA polymerase II-specific; zinc ion binding; DNA binding. The record is from RefSeq and is a predicted model, not a curated record. Gene Ontology annotation, biological process: DNA-templated transcription; regulation of DNA-templated transcription. The transcript is spliced from 4 exons.
AUGCGGUCCAGCGUCUCGUGCGCAUCAUGUCGCAAAGCCAAGAUAAAAUGUGUGCAUUCGGGGAUGGCGCCAUGCCAAAAGUGUCGAAAAUCUGGCAUUGCUGGCUGUAUCCUCACGAAGCCCCCUCAGCGACCCGCUCAAAGAGAGAGAUCAACGACAUUGAAUGUUCCGCCAACAGCGGAUGGUCACAAUAUAGCAAGACCCGGACGCCAGUCCCGUCCCGCUUCGACUUUUGUGGGUGGCCAGACUGAACAGCUACCCUCAAUCGUCAUGAUUGAUCAGCAUCUCGCGGGUUUAAACGCAGGAACAAUCCUCAAGGGACUGAAUGUUUUCACAAAUAAAUUUCCCGAGUUAGGAAUUCUCCACAUCCCAGCUUUUCAAAAAGACCUUCAGUCCAACCCUCAGUCUACAAGAACGCUUUUGGCGGCUAUACUGGCGGUUGUGAAAAUCCAACCAAUCCUAUCAAACCAGGCGUGGGCAACCCGUUUGCUAUCGAGUGAGGCUUAUGCGAAUUAUGCCAAAGCUAGGCUAUCUGAUGAAAUAUUACGGCCCCCUCGGAUCCACACCGUGCAAGCACUGCUCAUUAUGACCCUGUAUGAAUGGGGCUCUUGUGGAUUUCACCAGGCAUGGGUAUAUUGUGGGAUAGCAACGCGCGUGAUGCAAGCCAUCCACAGCCAGCGGGUGGCCCCAUACCCACUAGAUCCAACAGCCGAUGGAUCCAAAGAUGCUGUUUGUCUGGCUAUCGAAAACCGCGCUUUCUGGGCGUGUUUCAUCAUGGACCGAAUGAUCAGCUCUGGUACAUACAACCCGCCCAUGCUAACUAUGCCUGAGAUGGUCAAGCUCAAGGUCAUGCGGCCGCUCAGCACAGUCGAGUUUGCCUUCGGUACGGAUCCGAAUUCAAUUGACAACGGCUUCGAACAGAACACCUCUCAUUUUGAACAUCAGCUAGACCGGCCCUUAGAUGUUAUCACCCACGGUUUCGAGAUGCUGGUUUCAGGAUUUGAUAUUUGGGCACAAAUCAUGACAUUCAUCUUCAACGACGGCCGCCGAGCCCCUGGCAUGUGUGCAGCAGAGAACUGCCCAUGGGUCAGCGGAUCGCCUUGGUACCGCACACGGAGUCAACUCGAGGCAUGGCGAGCAGGACAGCACCGCCGACUUCAUUAUCCAAGCAACUCAGUGGCUAUUCAUAUGAGCCUUGGAUAUGGGGAAUCAUUCACCUACAUCAAUCUUCUAUAUUACGUCUCCACUCUAAUGCUGCAUCGUGAAUACUUCCCAUUUUUACCCACGGCGGUAUCUGGCCCAAGAGGGCCAGUGGACCACCCAACACUGGAGGCAGAAGCGCCCCUAGGUUGGUGGGAAGAAAGUGCACGGGAGAUGUUCGAAGCAGCAGAGCGCGUUGCUGACCUCCUUCAUGAGGCAGGAGAAUGCGGCAUUGGUAUCGCGACGCCCUUUGUGGGAUUUUGUGCCUUUUCGGCAGCUUACAUGAAUCUCUACGUCUUUCGAUUUCCUCAGAUGAACAUUGGUCGUAGCCGCCGAGCGGAUGAAUUGAUGAAAAUGUGUCUAGACUAUCUAGAAGGAUUUCGCGGAGUCUGGAAGAUUGGCGAUGGUUGGAUCAAAACCCUCAAAUAUGCCUCUCUUUUGUACCAAAGAGCCGCAGACGACCGUGGUCGCUAUCUUGGCAAAACCCGAGACGAUUUCGAUAUUCUGCAUCAGUCAAUCCACGAAUUCCGCGUGGUAGACCGAUCUGACCAGCAUAUCCAGGAAAUCGAAGGGGCCGAGGGGAGUGCCGAGGGAGGUAGAUCAACGGAGCCAUUAAAUAUUGACAGCGAAUUGCUGCACUUAGAUAUCCCACUAACAGACAUCCUGACGGAUUUGACCCAAAGUGGUUGCGAACAAGGCGCAUGGGCACAGUGGUGGCCUGCUUUGGGUGACUUUGGUCUCAUUUUAGACCAAGGAGCUGAAGCUGUGACAGAAACUGCUGACGCUACAACGAGGCCAGCAAGCAACUCUGGAGUCUCAAACGCGGGCCAUGAACUUCCGGGAGUACAUGCACCGGACAGCUAUAAUGAUUAG